Molecule: messenger RNA, 4626 nt
Organism: Condylura cristata (star-nosed mole)
Lineage: Eukaryota; Metazoa; Chordata; Mammalia; Eulipotyphla; Talpidae
Gene: FBF1
Product: Fas (TNFRSF6) binding factor 1
Exons: 30
Coding region: 406-3846 (1146 amino acids)
Biological process (GO): establishment of epithelial cell polarity; cilium assembly
Cellular component (GO): centriole; ciliary basal body; ciliary transition fiber
Source: RefSeq, a predicted model, not a curated record
GGCCGCGCAUUUUAAAGAUGCCGCUGGGGGUUGGCUGAGCAGUUGCGACGCUGCGAUCGGUACUGGCCGCCCGUGGCCAUCGCCACCUCUGGAAACGCCCGCGGUCGGGGAGGCGGGACGAGGGCUACAGAUGCAGAGGCCCCUAGAAGCGGUGUGAAGCGGAGGCGUCUGCACUUGCAGGCGUGCGGCUUGCCAUUGCAGAGAGAGAAGCGCAUGCUCAGAGUGGCUCACACUGACCCGGUGUCUUUCCCUUCCAACAGCAGGAGGGCCAACACCAGAGAAACAGAGAUGGUCCCCCUGACUCCUCCCAAGGCAGGCCGAAGGGAGAAUGAACCUGGUGUGGGCAGAUUCCGAUGAGCUGGGCAGGCUGUGAGGGGCCUUCAAGCAGCCCCCAGGGCCUUGAGAAUGGCACCAAAAACCAAGAAAGGACUAAAAGGCUCCAUCGAUGAUGUCCUGGGUGACCUCCUGGGGGAUGAGGACAUACUUCCUGAGAAGCCUGGAAAACUUGCUUCAAGUGCCACAGACACCACCAGGGUAGCUCCAGCACUCCCUCUCUCAAGGGCCCAGACAAAGUCCCUCCUGAAAGGCGAUUCCUUCGGCCUGGCAGGCGCCGAGGCUGAGGUCUCGGACGUCUCGGAAGCAGACCCGCAGGCUUUGCUCCAGGCCAUGAAGGAUCUGGAUGACAUGGAUGCUGAUCUCUUAGGUCUGCAGAAAUCUGCUCCAGGCGCAAGCAAAAGAGCGGCAAAGGGUUCUGGGAAAGAAGAGCUGCUGAGCAGUCCCAAACCUGCCGGGGACGCCAUUCCCACCAAGAAGUCACCUCCCCUUGGGCACCAGUACAGGAAGUUUUCUUUUGAAGACAUGGAAGACCCGCUGGCAGGACUGCUCUCCGACGAGGGGGAGGAGGAGGACGUGGCCAGGAAGGCGCCUGCGGCCAGGAGUCAACCGGCUUCGGCAAAGAGCCUGCCCCCUGUCCGGGAGCAAGGGCCCUCCGUCCCUCUGACCCCGGGAGACACACCCGUCCGAAAGAAAGAAUCGCUGUUUGAUGACGGGGACGACAUCAUGGCCACGCUGGGGUUUGGAGAUAGCCCCGAAGCAGAGCGGCGGCGGGCGGGAGACCAGGAAGGGCCCCGCCCAGCGCGUUCCAAGUUGGAUGAGCUGCUGGGUCGGGGCACCGUGACCAAGCUUCUGGCCCGCCCGGGCACGGGGGAGCACCGGGAGUUCAAGCUGGACAGGAAGUACCAGAAACCACAGGACAAAGAAGAGGCCGACGAGGACUUCACCUUCGGGGCCUAUCAGCCCACCGUGAGCUCCGCCGAGGGCCGGCAGUCCCGCCGACAGUCAGUCAGGUUCUUAGCAGAAGGUGGUGCAGACCCCAAGGGAGAAGCGGGCUCCAAACAGAGCACUCCAGCAACAUCCAGCCCCCUCCACCCCAGGAAGGGGGGCGCUGACUGGUUGGGCCUCAAGGAUGACGCUUUGGACCUGCUCCCUCCCUCUCCCACCAAAGAAGCUGAAAGAAGAGGCCCAGUGCUGCCCACACCCCCUGUAUCCCACUCUGGGAGCCAGCACUUGCCAUCGGCCCCCAGCGGGCCGCCCCACUCCUCAGGGACAAAACCACCCACCAAGGGCGUGGGGCCCCCUGCCACAGCCAGCCAGGAGCCCAGGCCGGGGGCGCCUGAGGAGAAAGCAGAGGAGGACUGGCUGAGCCACGCCUUGGCACGCAAGAAGGCCCAAGGUCUGGCCAGAGAGCAGCGCCUGGGCUCAGUGGCGGCAGCUGGGCAGCCCCCUUCCAGCAGCCAGCCUGGGGCCGGCGUGCCAGGGCUUGAGCAAGCCUCCGCUGGAGGGACCUCAGAAGCAGCAGCAGGAAAGCCACCUGCCAGGCUUGCCCCUUCAGGGUCCCUCAAGCCUCCGAAGCAGGGUGUCCCGGCCCCCUGUGCGGAUAACACAGAGCAGGGAGCAGUCCCUAGAGACAUCCCCAGCACAGGCUCGCCGGCCCCUUUCAACCUUCCGCUCACCUCUGCUGCUGCUAUCUCAGAGCCUGCCACCUGCCUCCCGAGCACCCAGGAGCCCCCGGGGCCGUCUGUGCCUGUCCAGCCCCUGCUCCCAGAGCCCCUGGCCUGGAGCCUGCUGCCCAGCGCAGGGUACCAGGCGCAGCUCCUGGCUGCCCAGGCACAGCUCCAGAGCGGCACAGCCGAGCUCCAGGUGCAGCUUCUGCAGAGUCAGGCCAGGGUGGCCGAGCUGGAGGCCCAGGUGAGGAAGCUGGAGCUGGAACGGGCCCAUCACCUGCUACUGCUGGAGAGUUUGCAGCAGCGACACCAGGCCGACCUGGAGCUCAUCGAGAAGGCCCACAGAAGCCGCGUCAAGGUGCUGGAAGCGUCUUACCAGCAGCGGGAGGAGCGGCUGCAGAGAGAGAACGAGGAGCUGUCGGCCCAGUACCUGGCGUACCGCCAGGAAGCUGAGCAGGCCCGCAACGAGCUCACAGCCCAGCACCAGCGGCGCCUGGCUGCCGCCACGCAGGAGAAGGACCAGGAGAUGGAGCGGCUCCAGGAGCUGCAGCGGGCCUCCAUCCUGGCGAUGCGCACGGACCACGAGGAGCAGCUGCAGCGGCUGAAGCUGCUGAAGGACCGAGAGAUCGAUGCUGUCACCAGCGCCACCUCCCACACGCGGUCCCUGAAUGGCAUCAUCGAGCAGAUGGAGAAGUUCUCCAGCAGCCUCAGCGUGCUGUCCUCCCGCGUGGAGGCCUCGCACGUCACCACUGCCCAGGAGCGGGAGCUGGGCCUGCGGCAGCGGGAUGAGCAGCUCCGAGCGCUGCAGGAGCGGCUGGGCCAGCAGCAGCGGGACGUGGAGGAGGAGCGGGGCCGGCUGCACGAGGUCAUCGGGAAGAUGGAGGCGCGCCUCAGCGAGCAGAGCCGGCUGCUGGAGCAGGAACGCUGGCGGGUGAACGCUGAGCAGACCAAGGUGGAGUCCACGAAGCGAGCCCUGGAGGAGCAGCGGAAGGUCACAGCCCAGCAGAUGGCCAUGGAGCGGGAGGAGCUGGAGAGGGCCAAGAGUGCCUUGCUGGACGAGCAGAAGGCCGUCAUGCACAAGUGCGGCGAGGAGCGGCGGCACCUGGCGGCCGAGUGGGCCGAGUUCUACGCGCAGCAGAAGCUCAGUAAGGAGCGGGCGGAGCGCGAGGCAGAGCGGGCCAAGCAGGCGGACAGCCAGCGGGAGGGCACCCUCAUCGGCCUGGCCAAGGAGCAGGCCGAGCUCAAGAUCAGAGCAAGCGAGCUCCGCGCCAAAGAGGACCAGCUGGCGGCCGAGAGGGAGGCUCUGGAGCGGGAGCGGCAGGAGCUGCGGCUGGAGAAGGAGCGGGCCAGCGCCACGGCCCAGCGCCUGCGGCUGCGCACUCAGGAGGUGGAGGACAUGAGCCAGGUGGCUUCGGAGAAGUACAAGGAGGGGGAGCAGGCGCUUCAGGAGGCCCGGCAGGUGCGGUCGGAGCAGCAGGCCCAGCUGCAGCUGGUGCAGCAGCAGCAGGAGCAGCUGCGGCAGCAGGAGCAGCACGUGCACCAGGAGCAUCUGAGUCUGGCCCAGCAGAGGAUCCAGCUGGACCGGGCCCGGCAGAGCCUGCCCUUAGGGCCGCUCCCCAAGGCCCAGGGCCUGGCGGCUCCCAGCCUGCAUGCCGCCAUGGCUCCUUCCCUGGCCCCCAGGUGCAGCCAGCCACCUGCCAGCCUGAGCCCCUCGAACCUCUACGCCAAGCUGGUGCUGCUGAAGCACACGGCAGAGCAGGACCGCGACUUCCUGGAGAAUGAGCAGUUCUUCCUGGACACCCUGAAGAAAGCCGCCUACAAUGUGACAUCCCACUCAGCCUGAAGGGCCCCACCUUCCUCGCUGGAGGCCGCACGCCCAAACUCUUCCUCACACCCCUGGCUGCCGACCCUGAGGAGGGGGUGCCCCGCAGAGGACCACCAGGCCUGAUGACAGCUCUUCUGCUGGACAGGGGGUCAGCGCCUUCUUCGCAAGCACCAGGCUGAGACAGACACACCCCGUGCCUCCAGGAGGCGCCCCACAGCACGUCCUGUCCCAAAGACGCUCAGGUGGAUGGUUUGGCACCUUUUUGCCUGAACCUCUUCUGGGGUCCUCCAGAGGGAAGCUCCAGGAGGCCCCCUCCCGCCCCUUCCUGGGAGGCUGAGGCAAUGCCUGGUGCCUUCCCAACAGGGACGCAGGGUCAGCCUUGCGGGGGGCGGGGUCUUGGGGCUCCAGCCCGUUUUACCUGCAGGCCUGACAUGCCCCUCCCCCAGGCCGGCCUGCAGCUGGCUCCCAGCUGCCCACGCAGGGGCACUGAUCUCAGCUCUUCUAAUAGGCUUCCCAGCGGCGGUCGGGGGGCUGUGGAUGUCAGUGGGGUGCGGAGAGCAGUGGGGAGAGCAGGUUUCUCACUCUGCUGGUCCCAGCCAUGAGGCCACAGCUGUGUGGGAGCGAAGGUGACAAAGCCAGAGCCUCUGCCCUGGGCCCAUAGCGUGGGGGAGUCCCAGGGCCCUGCCUACUGCUGCCCCUGCAUCCUCCACCUGUGGCCAGUUGCCAAGGCCAGCUGGAGGGGCUAUCCCCGGGAGACCCAGGGACAGAGGGACUCCACUAAUAAAGCCAGUCACUUGC